AUGGACGUCGAGUUCAUCAAGCGUCUAGAGGACCCGGGCGUCACCUCGCUCUACGAGUGCCCCGUCUGCUUCACCGCGUUCGGUUCGGAAGAGGGGAGGGGCAAGCCAUGGAUCACGCCGUGCGGGCACACGGUCUGCCACGACUGCGGCACGAAAGUCAUCAUGCAGUCCAAGGCCAUGUCGCGCGGGGUGCGCACGUGGCCCUGCGUGACGUGCCAAAAGCAACACAAGAUUCACCAUCUCUCGGUGCUCAACAACGAAAAGGACGUCCAGGACAAGGUCAUGGGCAAGACGCCCAUCAACUACGCGGUCCAGGACGUCGCCGAGUUCCUCGCGCCGCUCUGCGAGAGGGUCGACCAGGCCCGCGACGCGAUCAGCGAGGCGGGCCUCUCGCCCGGGGACCUCGCGACCAUCGCGGACGAAAUCGGCAUCCCCGGCGCGAGGAGCCUCGCCGACUACCGCGCUGCCAUCCAGACGCUCAAGCGCGAGCUCGGCAGGGUGCGCGGCAAGCUCCUGGAGGUCAACCCCGACGCCGACAGCGAUGACAGCGCGGACGCGGUGCCCCCGCAGCGCGUCCAGCAGCUCCAGGCGGAGAUCCAGAAGCGCGACCUCGAGCUGGACUCCGUCCGCGCGGACGAGCAGGGCCUGCGCGCGGAGCGAGCGACGCUGGUGUUGCAGCUGGCGGAGCUGACGGACGAGCGGGACCGGGCGAGCGCGGAGGCGAGGGGCGCGCGCGAGGACGCGGAGGGCAGGGCGAGGGAGGUCGGCGAGCUGCGUGCGGCGCUGGAACGGCUGAGGCUCGAGCGCGGCGCGGAGGCGGAGCGCGACGUGGCGGCGCUGCGGGCGGAGAACGCGCGGCUGAAGGAGGAGGCGAGGCUGGCGAAGCGGGAGCAGAAGCUGGCGGAGCAGGAGCUGGAGUACUCGCGGAAGGUGCAGAAGAUGCAGCAAGACAAGAUGCAGGACCACAAGGCGGGGGAGGAGAAGGCGCGCACGGAGCAGGCGCGGUGGCGGGACAAGUGUAGCGAGGCGACGGGGCUGCUGCAGCGGGCCGCGGAGCGCAAGGAGCUGGUCGGCGCGGCGCUGGAGGAGUUCCGGCAGCUGGCGAAGGGCGGGGCUGGGGCUGUGCGCAUGGGCGGGGGCGGGGUUGUUGCGCGGCGGACGGGGCCGAGCAUCCUGAGCAAGAUCACGAAGGGGCCGGGCGGCGGCGGCGUGGGCGGCGGCGGGGCGACGGGCGCGGACAUGCAGAAGCUGACGCGGGAGAUCGACGACCUCAAGGCGAGGUACGACAAGAAGAUGGCCGAGCUCGGGGAGGAGAAGGGGAGGAUGCGGGAAGCCAUCUCGCGGCUCGAGCAGGAGAACAAGCGCAUGCACGAGGAGCUUGAGGCGUCGCGGUCGUUCAAGUAUGCGCUGGGCGUGGAACAGGGCAAGGUCCAGGACCUGACGCGGCGGCUCGAGGUGUCGGACCAGGCGUACGUGACGACGCAGAAGGAGCUGCACGUGACGCUCGGGCGGCUGGGGCAGCGCGAGGACGACAUCGCCAAUUUCAAGAAGGACGCUCGCGACGCGCAGGACGCGCUCGUCGAGGCCCGGACGAACGCCGCGAGCGAGAAGCACGCGCUCGAGGCGCAGCUCGCGGAGCUCAGGGCCAAGUGCGUCGACCUCGGGAGGGAAGCGGAGCGCCAGGAGCAGCUCCGGGAGGCCGCGGAGACCAAGGCGGAUGUGGCGGGGCAGCGUAUGCGGGAGCUGACCAAGGAGAUGCGGAGGCUGCAGCGGCAGCAGCGCGGCGACGCAGGGACGCCGCAGCAGUCCCCGGCGCGCCCGCCCGCGCCGCGGGCCGAGGAGCGGGAGCGGCAGCUGCUGGCGGCGCGGCUGGAGGUGGCGGAGCGGCGGGCGCGGGACCUGGAGGAGGAGAAUGCGAGGGUGGCGAGGAACGUGGAGGAGGUGUUCGGGGCGCAGCUGGUCGGCGUGCAGCAGCUGUGGGCGAGCAAGGCGGCGCGGGCGAUGCGGGAUCCGACGCAGGCGCACGACAUGGCGAGCGCGGAGAAGCAGGCGCAGCGGCUGUUCACCUGGGCGGAGCAGACGGCGGCGCCGCGUGGCCGGAAGACGGUGGUGCUCGAGGCGUACAGGGACACGAAGCACUGCAUGUCGAAGCUGAGCGAGCAGACGCGGAAGUUCGCUCGGUUUGCCAUCAUGGUCGAGAGGACGCUGUCACAGUGCGCGCACGCGGUACCGGCGCUCUUCCCUGACCAGCACCACGCGUGGCUGGCGCGGUCGCACGACGGCGACGACGACGAGCAGCCCCCGGCGCCGAAGCGGCCGCGCACGGAGACGUCGCCGGCAGCGGACGCGGGGCACGCGCCCGCGGGCCCGCCGCGGAGCGUCUCGCAGGCGUCGAGCGGCGACGGGGCGCGCGGACGUGUCGUGGAGGUGGUCGGCGACUCCCCGCAGAGCCGCAGCGGCGACGCGGAAGACAGCGUCGCGGCCCGAGAGGUCUCGGGCUCCGUGGACUCCGCCGCCCCGCGCCACGGGCGCAACGGCGGAUGGAGCCAGGAGGGUGCCGAGGCGGGCCCGUCCCGCGAGGCACGGCGGCACCCGGUAGAAUGCUACCUCCCGCCGCGGGCCCCCCCGCCGUACCGCGAGAGGGACCUGAGUGCGCGCGAGCCGCCGGCGCCGUGGGCGGAGGACUCCCCGCGGCGGGAGGGGAGUCCGGGCGGGUUUUGGGGCGACGGGGACGAUUCGCAGCGAGGGGGGGAGUAUCCAGGCGGGGCUGGAGGGUCGGCGGGGCACCCGUGGUCGACCCGCCCGGCGUCGGAGGGGCCGCGGCAGUCGACCACGCCCGGGAGGGCGGAGAAGCGCCGGCGGGCGUGGGCGGAGAGGAAGAGUCAGCAGUGA
Molecule: messenger RNA, 2892 nt
Organism: Pedinophyceae sp. YPF-701
Lineage: Eukaryota; Viridiplantae; Chlorophyta; Pedinophyceae
Source: the annotation of a GenBank genome assembly